AUGAAGGCUGAGGUAGCUUUGUUCCGCAAGUGGCCCUACGACGGCGUGAGCCUGUCCGAUCUGUCCUUGGUCGACUGUAUCGCCAUCCAGGGCAAGGCUCGCGUUUUUACACCGCACACGGCUGGACGUUACCAGAAAAAGCGCUUCAGAAAGACUCUGUGUCCCAUAGUUGAACGUCUGGUAAACUCUUUGAUGAUGCACGGAAGGAACAAUGGCAAGAAGCUGAAGGCGAUUCGCAUAGUAAUGCACGCAUUCGAGAUCGUACAUUUGAUGACUGAUCAAAACCCAAUUCAGGUCUUCGUGGACGCCGUUAAGAACGGUGGCCCUAGGGAGGACUCCACCAGAAUUGGAUCAGCGGGUGUGGUUCGGAGACAGGCAGUCGAUGUUUCCCCCCUGAGGAGGGUGAACCAAGCCAUUUAUCUGAUCUGUACCGGUGCAAGGAAUGCUGCAUUCAGAAACAUCAAGACGAUUGCUGAGUGUUUGGCCGACGAAAUCAUGAAUUGCGCGAAAGAGUCGCCAAGCUCGUACGCCAUCAAAAAGAAAGACGAAAUAGAACGUGUCGCCAAGGCGAACCGUUAA
Babesia sp. Xinjiang is the source of this 579-nucleotide messenger RNA. RefSeq names its product 40S ribosomal protein S5-2. The transcript has 3 exons. Gene Ontology annotation, cellular component: ribosome; cytosolic small ribosomal subunit. The record is from RefSeq and is a predicted model, not a curated record. Gene Ontology annotation, biological process: translation; ribosomal small subunit assembly. The coding region runs from base 1 to 579 and encodes 192 amino acids. NCBI's taxonomy places the organism in Eukaryota, Apicomplexa, Aconoidasida, Piroplasmida, Babesiidae. Gene Ontology annotation, molecular function: structural constituent of ribosome; mRNA binding; rRNA binding.